AAAAUUAUGUACAUUGUCCUGGUCAACUUAAUAAUCUCUAUUCCAAUUUGCUCUAUUUUACGGAACAGAACAUACUAUAUAAACAAAUAAAAGACUAGAAGACAUAAAAUUUCAAGAAUCAUUGAGCAACCUCUAAUAAAAGUAAGCCAUGUCUAUACCACAAGGAGCAUAUCAAGCAGACUUACCAGCAGUUCCUGCAUGGCUAAACAAUGGCGACAACGCCUGGCAAAUGACUGCUGCGACCCUUGUUGGUCUGCAGAGUAUGCCAGGCCUUGUCAUCCUUUACGCCAGCAUUGUCAAGAAAAAAUGGGCAGUUAACUCUGCUUUCAUGGCUCUUUACGCUUUCGCAGCUGUGCUUAUCUGUUGGGUACUAGUAGGCUAUCGUAUCGCCUUUGGCGAUAAACUUUUGCCCUUUUGGGCAAAAGGGGCCCCUGCUUUAGGCCAGAAGUACUUAACAGGACAAGCUAGGAUGCCAGAGACGACCCAUUAUUAUAGCGAUGGAACGACUAUUGAAACUCCUAUGCAUGAACCUUUUUAUCCUAUGGCUGCACAUGUCUAUUUUCAUUUCACUUUUGCUGCUAUUACGAUGAUUUUGUUGGCUGGUUCUGUUCUUGCUCGCAUGAACAUCAAGGCUUGGAUGGCUUUUGUUCCUCUUUGGCUUAUUUUUUGUUAUACUGUUGGAGCUUUUAGCCUUUGGGGAGGUGGAUUUCUUUACCACUGGGGUGUUAUUGAUUAUUCUGGUGGUUAUGUUAUUCAUCUGUCUGCUGGAAUUUCUGGAUUCACUGCUGCUUAUUGGGUUGGGCCACGAUUGAAGAGUGAUAGGGAAAGAUUUCCACCAAACAAUGUGUUGUUGAUGCUUGCUGGAGCAGGGCUACUUUGGAUGGGUUGGUCAGGUUUCAAUGGAGGAGCACCUAACGCUGCAAAUGUAGCUGCUCCUUUAGCUGUGUUGAACACUAAUAUUUCAGCAGCUACAAGUCUUCUUGUUUGGACAACCCUUGAUGUUUUUUACUUCGGAAAGCCAUCGGUUAUCGGAGCGAUUCAAGGAAUGAUGACCGGCCUCGCUUGUGUAACUCCUGGAGCAGGAGUGGUGCAAGCUUGGGCAGCCAUGGUAAUGGGAGUACUUGCUGGAAGCAUUCCAUGGUAUUCCAUGAUGAUACUCCACAAAAAGUCUACUUUUCUACAGAAGGUGGAUGAUACACUGGCUGUGUUUCACACACAUGCUGUGGCAGGACUUCUAGGAGGUUUAUUAACUGGUCUUCUGGCAGAACCAUCUCUCUGUAGUAUUGUUCUUCCAGUCACCAACACAAAGGGUGCAUUUUAUGGUGGAGGUGGGGGAAUUCUUUUCCUUAAGCAAAUAGUUGCAGCUCUCUUCAUUAUCGGUUGGAACAUAGUUGCAACCACGCUAAUCCUUCUUGCAAUAAGGUUGUUCAUCCCUUUAAGAAUGUCGGAUGAGCAGCUAAUGAUUGGAGAUGACGCGGUUCAUGGAGAAGAAGCGUAUGCCCUUUGGGGUGAUGGUGAGAAAUAUGAUCCCGAAAGACAUGGUUGGCAUGGCUCAACUUCUCCACCACAAACAACACAAACUGGUUUUGUCAAUGGAGCUAGAGGAGUGACAAUUAAUUUAUAACAUGUUAUAAGGUCAUACAUACAUUACACUUUACAGGAUUAGAUAUGCACAUUUUAUAAGGUGCAUAUGGAAAUUACUGGAAUUUUUAGAGGUGUGUAGUUUGUGAGGUGAGUGCAAGAUAUCCUGUAAAUAUAUUUAAAAUUUCCCUCAGUUUGUACACUAUUAAUCUUGAGCUGAGGAUCUUUCAUGAACUCAUUCAGUAUCAUUCCUUUUUGUCUC
This is a messenger RNA of Solanum dulcamara, 1843 nucleotides long. Its product is annotated as ammonium transporter 2. NCBI's taxonomy places the organism in Eukaryota, Viridiplantae, Streptophyta, Magnoliopsida, Solanales, Solanaceae. Gene Ontology annotation, biological process: ammonium transmembrane transport. The transcript is spliced from 4 exons. The record is from RefSeq and is a predicted model, not a curated record. Gene Ontology annotation, cellular component: plasma membrane. Gene Ontology annotation, molecular function: ammonium channel activity. Bases 149 to 1624 code for a protein of 491 amino acids.